Messenger RNA from Cantharellus anzutake, 717 nucleotides. RefSeq lists its product as uncharacterized. The coding region runs from base 1 to 717 and encodes 238 amino acids. NCBI's taxonomy places the organism in Eukaryota, Fungi, Basidiomycota, Agaricomycetes, Cantharellales, Hydnaceae. The record is from RefSeq and is a predicted model, not a curated record. The transcript is spliced from 5 exons.
AUGAAGAUUGAGAAGGUCCAUCUAGGCCGAGGAGCGUUACCCGCAGCAAACCACACGGGCAGUAUCGAUGCUGUUCCUGUGACGGAUGAUUGGUCCAAACGCAGGCUAUUGAGAUUCGUGAAGUUGCAGGCUUCAGAUGAUGCCCCAUUGCCAAGAGAAGAUGUUGGUACCAUCAAACUGUAUUUUUUCCGCGCAAGUCGUUCGCAGCCCAGUGGGAACUCAAAAACAGUUGCUACUGGGUUUCAUAAGAAACACACGGUUGACCCAAACAAGCUGGUUACUCACACGACGAUGGACGGUCUCUUUGUCCAAAGUCAUGCUACGGGUCUCGGGCCCAUCACGUUCGGCCCGCCGAAGAAAGUUCCUCCUGUUGGUACACAAGACAGUCUGCCAUAUGUCUCAUUUACCUUCUUAUACCGCUCGAGAGAAGUAAUGUCGGAAGUUGCACCCGAGGACUGGACUCUUACAGUCCAUCCACCACCGGCGAAUUUCGACAAGGAAUUGCCGGUGAUCAAGGACAAGGGCACUUUCGGCCGCCUUGUCAAACGUCCCACAGGUACAUCAUCUUCCAGCCUCGCAAAGCGGCCAUCGAUCGCGCAGAGGGCCAAGAAAUGGGCAUUUGAGAUGAAACAUAGUGCGAAGACUAUCAAACCUACGAGGAGGGGGACAGAUGACAAGGUCUUGUUCAAUAUAUACUGUCCAUUGAAGGUUGACUAA